Messenger RNA from Trachymyrmex cornetzi, 1213 nucleotides. Its product is annotated as beta-1,4-N-acetylgalactosaminyltransferase bre-4. The coding region runs from base 123 to 1106 and encodes 327 amino acids. The record is from RefSeq and is a predicted model, not a curated record. Gene Ontology annotation, molecular function: galactosyltransferase activity; N-acetyl-beta-glucosaminyl-derivative 4-beta-N-acetylgalactosaminyltransferase activity. The transcript is spliced from 2 exons. Gene Ontology annotation, cellular component: Golgi apparatus. Gene Ontology annotation, biological process: glycosphingolipid biosynthetic process; carbohydrate metabolic process. NCBI's taxonomy places the organism in Eukaryota, Metazoa, Arthropoda, Insecta, Hymenoptera, Formicidae.
CACACCUGAAAAUGCCCGUUCGAUAAUCAAAGAUUACAGCGCAAAUAUCACGAUUCGUCUGAGACUCACUUCCUUCGACUGGUAUGUUUAUCGGCGGUCUAUCAUAUAUAUAGGUUAGAAGUAUGAAGAACUUGAUCAGUAUUUUGAAGAUACUUUUCUUGAAUCACGCGCGUGGACUGUCCUACACCGUGACGAUGACACUCUUGCUGUGCUAUUGUCUUCAUCCGGCACGAUUCGCUUCUCACUACACCUUCAUCAAGACGGAAAAUAUCUAUGGCGAAAUGGAGAGAUCAUAUCCACCGAGGGACAACUCGUGUGUGAUUUCCGUCAACGGUAGACGAUUCUCCCAGCUAUUCUACCCGGAGGAGCAUCCCAGGGAGGACCCAGUGGUGAUGGCACGUCGGCUCGGUAUUUUACCAGGCGGCCAGUGGAAGCCACUUAAUUGCCAUCCCCUCUUCAACGUGGCUAUUAUACUGCCCUAUCGCAACCGGCAGAGUCAGCUUGCUAUUUUUAUGAAUUAUAUACAUCCCUUCCUGCAGUCGCAGAAUCUAGAUUAUCGGAUAUUUGUAAUCGAGCAGAGUCCAAUGCGCGAGUUCAAUCGUGCUAAGCUCUUCAACGUUGGUUACGCCGAGGCCACCAAGAUCAAUGAUUUCCACUGUUUUAUUUUCCAAGAUAUCGAUUUAAUACCACAGAAUCCUGAUAAUAUCUACGCAUGCACCAAAAUGCCUAGGCAUAUGAGCUCCAGUGUAAAUACUUUUCGAUACAAUCUACCUUAUACUGGUCUGUUUGGAGGUGCGAUAGCAUUGACGAGGAAGCAAUUUGAAAGAGUAAAUGGAUUUUCCAAUGUGUUCUACGGUUGGGGUGGAGAAGAUGAUGAUUUCUACAGCCGUUUACAAUCCAGAGGUUUUCAGGUCACACGCUUUGGACCUGAUGUAUCACAGUAUUAUAUGCUGACACAUAAGAAGGAACUUCCCAGUACCACGAGAUUCGCAAAUUUGGAAAGCGGCGCUCGAAGAUAUGAUACUGAUGGACUGAGCAAUCUAGAAUACAGAGUAUUAAAUCAUCAGUUGCGACCAUUAUAUUCUUGGAUUUUAGCUGACGUGUAAUUUACAAGUAUUUUUUUUAUCUAAUAUUACCAUAUAUAUCUCUCUUUUUUAAAAAAUUAAUGCUGACCGUAUAAGUUAUUAUCAUAGCGCAUUACACGUAUUUUUUA